Messenger RNA from Magallana angulata, 871 nucleotides. RefSeq lists its product as uncharacterized. The transcript is spliced from 6 exons. The record is from RefSeq and is a predicted model, not a curated record. Bases 71 to 871 code for a protein of 266 amino acids. NCBI's taxonomy places the organism in Eukaryota, Metazoa, Mollusca, Bivalvia, Ostreida, Ostreidae.
AUAAACUUUGCGUACAGUGUACACGAUUAAUCUCCUUAUUUAUUUUUUUUACAAAUCUUAAGAUUGAGAAAUGGACUCUAAAGCCCAUUCAGAACCUAGGGAUGGCCCAGUCACCACCGUGGGUAAUUGGCGAGAUAUAGAAACAAUGGACGACGAGCACCAAUCGGAUUAUUUGAUACAAAGGUUGGAAGAAAUGUUCACAAAACUGGAAAAGAGAUCACAGCAGACAGAUGCGUGGGAGGGUGAAGACGAGGAAGGGGAAGAAGAUAGAGGAGAGAAGAAAAAACGGCGCCAACCAAAGAGGCCGGCGAUAGAAAAGUCCCCACCUAACAUAAGCGAAACUGCCAAAGCCGGAGGACUUGGAGAUUGUGAGAAAGACGUAGGAAUGUUUCAUAUAAAAGAGAAAAAUAGGUUUUCCUUCAGGAAUACCUGUAAAACAAGAACCAAGGCCAAAGAUCGGAAAUUAAAGUCGGAGGAUGAGAUGAAAACAAUCGUGAACAUGGCCCUCCAAAGACAGGAUAAAAUCAAAAGGAGGCGAAAACGGGGGACUAAAAAUGCAAAAAGAUCCGUAAGUGAAAAGGAUGCUGAAUUAGACGAAGCAAGCGCCAAUCAAAGACUGGACAUAUUAAACGUUCCCCGCGUUACAGAACAAUCAAUGAAACAUAUGAACGAAAGAAAUAGAGCAAUGGCUGCAGUCCAUGCCCAAUUAUUGAGCACAUUCAACGCAGAGGCAUUUGGAAUUAAGAUGGCGCAUGCCGAUAAAGUGAAACAAAAGAAAGAACAAAUGGAGGCUGUGCACGCGGAAUUGAAGAUGCAGGAUUUAAAUGCAGCAUUCUUUUCUUCUAAAAAGUUAAAAGCCGUCAUUGAUUAG